Racocetra persica is the source of this 1373-nucleotide messenger RNA. The record is from the annotation of a GenBank genome assembly. Lineage: Eukaryota; Fungi; Glomeromycota; Glomeromycetes; Diversisporales; Gigasporaceae.
AUUUACAAGGUGCGAUAGCUGAUGCUUUCCAAACAAAAGCAUACCUUAUUAAAGAAGGUGGUUAUCAAGCUAUAAAAGAAUCGUUGAAAAAACAAUUUCCUAUUCAAUUCACUGUAUUGACAUCGUCAUUACCAAGAGGAGUGCCAAGUCAAUCACAUCAUAAAGAUGACACUUUGGAGAGCGAUCAUUUUGUACUUUCUUGGACCUUAACACGACUUUUAAGUGACAAAUUCUUUGAUAUGUUAUGCGAUCGAAUGUGGUUUGGAUGUGGUUGGUCUGGUGCCGAGUGGGCAGAUCUUAAACGCAAUAAAGAUUUAGUUCUUGAUUUUCUCAACAAUGGUGAACUUAUUUCUGAACAAAUCGAAGAUUGUUUAGCUAAAGAUGAAGAACAGCAUGGUGUUUUGACCUAUCUUGAAGGUGAACAUAUUGAAAGGGCUACUGAAUCUACAAAUCGAAAUUUUCUUUUAUUGGUUUUACGGUUCCUUCGUCGUCGAAUUCUUCUUUCAACAAAAUAUUGUUUGACAUGCCAUUUUCCCCAUAUGGAGUCUGUGUCAUCUAUUAGACCUUUUGUUUGUGGAACUGCAUUGUGUCAACAUCAAGCACUUGUAGGUCUUGGCAAUCUUUUUGAAGCGGUUUUGGUGAAUAGUCCUGUUGUCGUAGAUCUGUUGAUAUCUUUAUGUUACGUCGCGAUAAGUAGUCAUAAUCUAAGCCCAUUUCCAUCCAGGGCUAUAGGUGUCACUACUGUAACAAAGUAUGAUAUUCAAAAUUCAUUGGUUGUUGAUUGGGAUACCAAUCAAGGUACGGUUGGUACACGUAUUGAUGCUGGAUACGCAGUUUAUGGGUGGAAAGGGUUCGAUGGUCAAGUGUUGAAAAAUGAUAAUUUGGAGGUCUUCCAUCCAGAGACAGGUCAACCUUUUGCCGUUAAUCGAUGCAGUCACACCUCCACUGUACGUGUUUUAGAUGUUACAUCCACAUACCUGGUUACCGACUUUCCAAUUGUUGUACCAAUUUCGGCUGUUUCCAGUCGACAUGUAUAUUUACCUUUCCGUGUUUAUCGCCGAAGUGAGAAAAAUUUUUUGAACCCGGAUGGUCAGCCUAAUUACAGCCUUUUACAAAGUGUUAUUGAUAAGUUACCACAAGUAAAUGAAAUGGUGAAAUAUGCAAAAAAAAAGACUUUGAAGCAAGAGCUAGAUAAACUGGACACUUUGUGUUUCCCACUUUUAUCAUGGAUAAUUUCUUCCAAUCGUACACAUUUACGUUUAUUAGAAUCCGAUGAAGAAAAGGUUCAGUUCAACGAAACGACUUCUGCCUAUGGAAAUUGGAAGCAAUUUAUUAUGAUAAUGAGUUCUCCUGAAAAAGAAGAAACUUUCCAA